UCAUUUAAUCCCAAUCCCUUCCAUUUUUUCCCUUUAGAAUAAAAACCCAAAAUUUCCCCUCUCAUUUUCUCUCCUACCAAACACCAAAAAGCUCCAAUCUUUCUACAGAUCUGACCCAAAAUAAAUUUUGGUUUUCUUUAAUUUGAUGUCAUCUCCAACUACGCCGUCGUAUUGGUGCUAUAGAUGCAACCGUUUCGUUCAGGUUUGGAGACAAGACUCGGUAACUUGCCCAGAAUGUGAAUCCGGGUUCAUUGAAGAAAUCGAAAACCCUCCGCACAUGAUUCAAACAGAAGCAUCACGUGAAAGGCACCGCAGACGUUCUCCCGCUGCCGGAACGAUGUUCAUGAUCGGUAACCGCUCAAACCCCCAUCGCCGUAACCGUCGCGGUGGAGCCGCCGGGAGCGGAGACCGGUCCCCGAUCAAUCCAGUGAUCGUGCUUCGUGGCGGGCCUGGAGGGGCGGCGGAGGACGUAGUGGGAGAUGACGGUGGCCGCGGUGGUGGAGGGUUCGAGCUUUAUUAUGAUGACGGUGGUGGGUCCGGGUUGAGGCCGUUGCCGCCGAGCAUGUCGGAAUUUUUAUUGGGAUCAGGGUUUGAGAGAUUGUUAGAUCAGUUAACACAUAUUGAAAUGAAUGGAGGGUUUGGCCGCUAUGAGAAUCAGCACCCGCCGGCGUCAAAGUUGGCGAUUGAAUCGAUGCCUACGGUAAUUAUUAACGAAUCUCAUACUUUUACCGAAUCGCAUUGUGCUGUUUGUAAGGAGGCUUUUGAAUUAGAAUCCGAAGCACGAGAGAUGCCUUGUAAACAUAUCUAUCAUACUGAUUGUAUACUUCCUUGGUUAUCUAUUCGUAAUUCUUGUCCGGUUUGUCGACAUGAAUUGCCCUCUGGUGAUGAUGACGGUGAGGAUGGGGUUGGGAGUCCGUUACCUGAAGCAGGGAAUGGACAGGGAAAUAACGAGGAGGAGGCAGUUGGGCUGACGAUAUGGAGGUUACCUGGAGGAGGGUAUGCGGUGGGGAGGUUUACAGGGGCGAGGAGGGGAGAAAGAGAGUUGCCCGUGGUUUAUACAGAGAUGGAUGGUGCGUUUAACAAUGGUGGGUUGCCGAGGAGGAUAUCUUGGGGGUCUAGAGGGGGUGGAAGGAGGGAGAAUGGUGGUGGGGUUAAUGGUGGUAGAGACGGUGGUAAUAGAGGGUUUGGUUUUGGGAGAGUUUUGAGGCAUUGGUUUGCUUGUUUUGGCGUGGGACGGGGUUCGAGUUCAAACUCCAGAGUCACUGGGAGGAAUAGGCCUUCUCCUGUUUUUAGCAGUUCCUCUUCGAUGAGGAGAAGGGGUUGGGGCGCUGAGAUUAAUACUGGAAGGAGACGGUGAGAAUGCAUUAAUGAGAGAUGAUCAAAUGGAUGUUCUGUUUUUUGCUUCGAAGGUGCUUGUUACUGAAUUGUAUAUACGGAGAUUUGAGAAUGACACCCAAUUGUGAGUUUCAGUUCAUAAUAUAAAAAAAGUAGGGAGGUUUUAUGAAUUGUGUAACGAUACUGUCUCAAUGAAAGAAUCUCGAAGAAGCAGUGGGAGCAAAGUACCUGAAAGAUGCUGGAGCUUGGCAUUUGGAGAGGAACAUUUUGGGAGCCAAGAAGGUACAGGCCUAAUUAUACGAAAGUGCCUUUAACUAGUUUUCAUGCAGUGAACUACAGGCCUUGCAAUUUUUUUUUUUUUGUUUCUUCUUUAAUGUUCCAUUAUUUGGUAUUUGUAAGUUAGCAGCAGACCAGCAGUUGUUUUUCAUCUGUCAUUCUUUUUCCAAGAAAUCUAUAAACUCUAGCACCUCUAAGUUUGAAGCA
Populus trichocarpa (black cottonwood) is the source of this 1818-nucleotide messenger RNA. RefSeq names its product probable E3 ubiquitin-protein ligase RHC2A. The record is from RefSeq and is a predicted model, not a curated record. Lineage: Eukaryota; Viridiplantae; Streptophyta; Magnoliopsida; Malpighiales; Salicaceae. Gene Ontology annotation, molecular function: ubiquitin protein ligase activity. Gene Ontology annotation, cellular component: cytoplasm. The transcript has a single exon. Gene Ontology annotation, biological process: protein ubiquitination. Bases 146 to 1357 code for a protein of 403 amino acids.